Messenger RNA from Parnassius apollo (apollo), 837 nucleotides. The record is from the annotation of a GenBank genome assembly. NCBI's taxonomy places the organism in Eukaryota, Metazoa, Arthropoda, Insecta, Lepidoptera, Papilionidae.
AUGAACUUCCCAGUAGUUCGUCUCAAUGUCGCCAAGCUCAGCUUGUCUUGUCUCAGCGCUCAGCAAGAUCCACCAGAUUUUUCGCAAAGCUUCAACGACGUUGAUCAGGAAAUUCUGUCAACAUCUCAACAGAUCCCUAAUGAUGAAGUUCAGGACCCUCCAUCUAGUUCCGUGCUUGAUUUAAAUAAUGUUUCGCUUCUGGAUUCAGUGACUGUUUCUCUAACAAAUAACCAACUAAACCCUCCAGCUCAGAAAAGUCCGCAAACCUCUGACAAAGUCUUAAAAAGCUUUUCACAUGCACCAUCGUCUGAACCAAAUUCACUCAACUGUUCUAAAGUUUAUCCUGAGAGCCUGGUGAAUUGUUGCCUCACUAAAUUGGCUCUCAUGGCUAAAUUAAAUUGUAAUUUAGAAGUUUCUUUUCAUCAGUGCCAAGAGACUGAUAUAAAUUAUUAUUAUCCUCCAAAUUCACCUACACUGACACAAAAGCUGGAUAUUCCGCAAACUCCGGACCAUAUUACUAAAAUAGUAACUAUGACACCAGAAAUAAUAAGGCCAUAUCCAAAAGCUGCACCCCAAAAGACAACAAGGCGUGGACGACAACCUGGAAAAACAAAAAUUUUAACAAAAACUCCUGAAAAUUUUACAAAUGAUUCAAAUGAAAUUCUUAAGAAAACAACAACUAAGGCCAAAGGUGACAAGUCCUCAAAAACUAAAGCUAAGAAGAAUAUUAAAAGAGGAAAGAAGGUAGACACAAAAAAAGCAAAGAGGCAAGUUUACAAGAAAAGAGCAAUGACACAGAUUGUGACGAUGAUUUUAAAGCAGAUUCUAAUAAAAUGA